AUUUUCCUUUUAAAUCUCAACGUGUCAGCAUCGGCAGCACAAAGGAAGGAAGAACAUCACUCUUGAAUUUAAAAAAAUAAAUUAAUUUAUUUUUUUAUUUUACUCAACAUAGCCUAAGUAAUUUAAAUUUAAACAACAACACGAUAAAAAAAGUAACGAUGAAACUAUUUUUGUGCGCGUUAUUUGUAAUCGCCGCGGCGGCGACCCAAAUUGUUUUCGCCGAAGAAAUCAAAUUGGAAGAUGGUGUUUUAGUUUUAACGAAAAAUAACUUCAAUUCCGCUAUCACCGACAAUGAAUUUGUUUUAGUUGAAUUCUAUGCCCCAUGGUGUGGACAUUGCAAAGCAUUAGCACCUGAAUACGCUAAGGCUGCCCAAAAAUUGGCCGAAACAGAAUCUCCAAUUAAAUUGGGUAAAGUUGAUGCCACCGAAGAGGGUGAACUCGCUGAAGAAUAUCAAGUUCGAGGCUAUCCAACAUUGAAGUUCUUCCGUAAUGGUGUUGCCGUUGAUUAUGCUGGUGGACGUCAAGCUGAUGAUAUUGUCGCUUGGGUCAACAAGAAGACCGGACCACCUGCCCUUGAAUUGUCAACAGUCGAAGAAAUCGAGAAAUUCUUGAAGGAUAAUGAGAUCGCUGUUGUUGGUUUCUUUGCCGAUCGUGAAAGCGAAGAAGCUAAGGCCUUCCUUGCCGUUGCCAAUGGUCUCGAUAGCUUUGUUUUCGGUAUCACCACCAACGCUGAACUUAUUGCCAAAUACGAAGCCAAGGAAAACCAAGUUGUUCUCUUCAAGCCAUACGAUGACAAGAAGACUAUCUACCAAGGUGCUAUUAACCAAGAAGAUCUCAAGAAAUUCGUCCAAGUCUACUCACUGCCUUUGAUUGUUGACUUCAACCACCAAUCAGCAUCGAAGAUUUUCGGCGGUUCCGUCAAAUCGCACAUGUUGUUCUUCGUCUCAAAGGAAAAGGGACACGUUGAGAAAUACGUUGAACCAUUGAAGGAUAUUGCUGCAAAUUACCGUGAUGAAAUUCUUUUUGUUACAAUCAGCGCUGACGAGGAAGAUCACGCUCGCAUCUUUGAAUUCUUCGGCAUGUCCAAGGAUGAAAUUCCAAGUAUUCGUUUGAUUAAAUUGGAAGAAGAUAUGGCCAAAUACAAGCCACCAACCAAUGACUUGAGCCCCGAAGCUGUUAAGAGUUUUGUUGAAGAUUUCAUUGCUGGAAAAUUGAAGCAACAUUUGUUGUCUCAAGAAUUGCCAGAAGAUUGGGACAAGAAUCCAGUUAAGGUGCUCGUUGCCACCAACUUCGAUGAAGUUGCACUUAACCCAGAAAAGGAUGUCCUUGUUGAAUUCUAUGCUCCAUGGUGCGGACAUUGCAAACAAUUGGUUCCAAUCUACGACCAAUUGGGUGAAAAAUACAAGGAUCACCCAACCAUUGUCAUUGCCAAGAUGGACUCCACCAUCAAUGAAUUGGAACACACCAAGAUCUCAUCGUUCCCCACACUUAAAUUCUACCGCAAGGGUGACAACCAAGUGAUCGAAUACAACUUGGACAGGACCUUCGAAGACUUCGUUAAAUUCUUGGAUGCUGGCGGUGAAAUGGCAGCACCUGAGGAAGUUACCGAAGAAGUCCUUGAUGAACCUUCGGAAGGAAAGAUCGAAAAAGAUGAAUUGUAAAUUCCCAACAACAUCAUUCAAAUACUACCAGUAGAAAACAGUUUAUAUAGCCACCUUUUACAAAAUACAAUCCAAUCUUCUGUUCAUUCUAAAAACAACAAACAAACAAAACAAGAAAACAAAAAGGAUCAGGAUCCAUAAAUGAGAGAGUAAAAAAAAUUAUUAAAUUUAAUUUGUUUUCUAAUUACUUUGAUAUUUCUUUUUUACUUUAAGAGAACAAUAUUUUAGUUAUAUAAUUAAGUUUUUUUUAUAUUAUACGCUAAAGUAAACAUUUAUGUCGUCGUAGGAAGGCUAGGGAAAAUACAAAAAUAAUAUAAAAAAAGAGUAAAAACAUUGAAACUUCCAUAGUUGAGAGAAACAUGUUUAUUUGUAAUACUAAAAAAUUAUUAAACAUAAAAAGAAAAAAAAAACAUACUUUCUGUGAAAAGAACUGAUAAGAAAAAUACAAACUAAUAAAGAAAAAACCUUUUUUUAUAAAAAAAAAA
Eupeodes corollae is the source of this 2146-nucleotide messenger RNA. RefSeq names its product protein disulfide-isomerase (gene Pdi). Gene Ontology annotation, cellular component: endoplasmic reticulum. Lineage: Eukaryota; Metazoa; Arthropoda; Insecta; Diptera; Syrphidae. Gene Ontology annotation, biological process: protein folding; response to endoplasmic reticulum stress. Bases 159 to 1661 code for a protein of 500 amino acids. Gene Ontology annotation, molecular function: protein disulfide isomerase activity. The transcript is spliced from 5 exons. The record is from RefSeq and is a predicted model, not a curated record.